AUGAGAUGCUCUGAAAGUAGAGACUGGAAGGCCGUGGCCCUUGCCACUGUGGACCAGGGCCAGGGCUUGCGAGACUCCUGCACCUGUGCCACAGCCGUCCUGCAGCAGCUGUGGUCAGAACAGUGUUGUGGGAGAAGCCAGACUGGUCUCUACCAACAUGACCACCUCAGGAGAGAACAGGCUGGAGGUAAGUGCACACAAACAGCUUUACCCUCCCAGGGGGCCGGGUGUGGGCUGGAGCAGGCAGCACCAACAUGGUCUGGGUCUUAA
This is a messenger RNA of Knipowitschia caucasica, 270 nucleotides long. The record is from the annotation of a GenBank genome assembly. NCBI's taxonomy places the organism in Eukaryota, Metazoa, Chordata, Actinopteri, Gobiiformes, Gobiidae.